Balaenoptera ricei (Rice's whale) is the source of this 2934-nucleotide messenger RNA. It is a transcript of the gene RLIG1, whose product is annotated as RNA 5'-phosphate and 3'-OH ligase 1. The transcript has 7 exons. The record is from RefSeq and is a predicted model, not a curated record. Lineage: Eukaryota; Metazoa; Chordata; Mammalia; Artiodactyla; Balaenopteridae. Gene Ontology annotation, biological process: response to reactive oxygen species. Gene Ontology annotation, molecular function: RNA ligase (ATP) activity. The coding region runs from base 207 to 1184 and encodes 325 amino acids.
CAGAAGGCUCCGCGGCCAGGAGGCCGCUUCCGGGCGUGCGUCCCGGCCCACCUCGGUGCCGGGGGACGCGGGAGCGCGGCCGCUGGUCCAGCGCGCGGAACGUGCGUGGCUUGAGUAACGCGGCUGACUGCUGUGGAUGUUGUCCUGGCGCGGACCCGGCGCUGUUCGUAAGCGCGUUUUCCACUCGCACUGCCUGUGGACCCACCAUGAGGCGCCUGGGCUCGGUGCAGCGGAAAAUGCCGUGUGUGUUUGUGACGGAGGUGAAAGAGGAGCCUUCCACCAAAAGGGAGCAUCAGCCAUUUAAAGUUUUGGCAACUGAAACGAUAAGUCACAAGGCAUUAGAUGCAGAUAUACACAGUGCAAUUCCAACAGAAAAAGUGGAUGGAACAUGUUGUUAUGUUACUACCUACAAAGGUCAGCCGUACCUUUGGGCUCGGCUAGAUAGAAAACCUAACAAACUAGCAGAGAAAAGGUUUAAAAAUUUUCUACAUUCAAAACAAAACUCAAAAGAAUUUUUUUGGAAUGUUGAGGAGGACUUCAAACCUGUUCCAGAGUGCUGGAUACCAGCGAAGGAAAUAGAACAAUUAAAUGGGAAUCCAAUGCCUGAUGAAAAUGGACACAUUCCUGGUUGGGUACCAGUGGAGAAAAACAACAAACAGUAUUGCUGGCAUUCCUCUGUAGUAAAUUAUGAAUUUGAAAUCGCCCUGGUACUGAGGCAUCAUUCUGAUGAUCCUGGUCUUUUGGAAAUUAGUGCAGUGCCACUCUCAGAUCUCUUAGAACAAACACUGGAGCUUAUAGGAACCAAUAUUAAUGGAAACCCAUAUGGGUUAGGAAGCAAGAAGCAUCCAUUACAUCUUCUUAUACCACAUGGAGCAUUUCAAAUAAGAAAUCUACCUACUUUGAAGCACAAUGAUCUGUUGUCCUGGUUUGAAGGUUGCAGAGAGGGUAAAAUUGAAGGAAUAGUGUGGCACUGCAGUGAUGGCUGUUUAAUCAAGGUCCAUCGCCAUCAUCUUGGUUUAUGCUGGCCAAUCCCAGAUACUUAUAUGAAUUCAAAACCAGUUAUUAUCAACAUGAAUCUGAACAAUUAUGUGUAUGCCUUUGAUGCUAAGUGUUUAUUUAAUCACUUUUCAAAAAUAGAUAAUCAGAAAUUUGGUAGGCUCAAAGAUAUAAUACUCAAUGUAUAAACUGGAAAUGCAAUUAAAAACCAGCUUCUUUGUUACUAUAUUUCAAUAUUGAAUACUCUGCCAUGUUUAGAAGGUAAAAAUAUCUCAGAGUUUCUAUUUAUUGUUCAGUGUCUAAUAUAGCAACAUGUCUUCUAGCAUUUGAAGAAAUGAAUUUCCCACCUGCAAAUAUCUAUUCAAAAUUUUAUUGAGAAACAGCAAGUGAGUUUUAACCUCUGGAAUUUAAAAUAUAAUAAUAAGCUGCCCAGCUUGUACAAAGGUUGGAUUCAGUCCAUUAUACAUGGGUGGUAGCAUAAAAGACAAACCAACAAUUCUGGACCAUUUACUUUAAAAAUUAAAUAGUUUUUAAGCUGAAUUUAAUAUUGUUAGACAUUUAAGAAAACUUACGGCUCAACUUCAUAAUGUAUUUUUAUCUAUAUAUACACACACACACACACACACAUAUAUAAUUUGAGAAUAUGUAAGUAUAUAUAAAACCCCAGUUUUAAAUGUUUAAGAAACUUAAAACAUUAUGAAUGUAUAGGAAUUCACCAUAGCUCACUGCCUAUUUGACAGAUAUAACUUAUCCUAAAAGUCUUCAAAAAUACACUUUUCUAAUAUGUUGAAAUUUUCAUAUAAUUUUAUUUACUAAAAAUUCCAGUUUAGGUAAAGGUACAAGGUAUUGGGAAGGAAAUCAUGUAGGUCAGAGACUUGCCUGAUUUCCAGAUGGAAUUUUAACUUAUAAAGUUAAUAAACAGUUAAAUAAAACUAUAGUUAGAGGUGGCCCUUAGUAUAUAGGGAAAUUAACAGGAUUUUCCUCCUCUUCAUCUUCAAACUGUUCAGAAGCAGCAACAGGACUAGUUAAUUCAACUCCAAAUUGUUCAGAGAGCUUUUUUAACUUCUCUUCUAAGAGAAUAUUUUUUUUCACUUCUUCUUUGUAAUUAUACUUCAGAUCUUCGAUUUCUUCAAAAAACGAAGGAUCAACAUUUUCCAGUUCUUUUUUCAGCUUUUUUAUUUCCUCCUAAUAAGAACAUAUUAUCUUUAAAAGGUAUAUAUAGGAAAAAAUACAUUCUUCUUUAGGUGUGAACUAAAGAGAUUUAAUUACAAACAUGAAAGCCAAAGUAACCUGAAUAGUCAAAUAUACGGCAGAAGUAUUUUCUUAAGAUUUUAUUAAUAAGGUUUCAUUGUACAGUGUAAGUAACUAACUUGUUAACUGUCAAAUUAUUUGUUCUCUAAGUAAGUUAUGCCCUGGUCUUGGACUAAAAUUUAUCAGCUCUUAAAUCAGAGGGGAUUUAAUCUUUCUCCAAAAUAAUAUUAAGAUACUCUCAGUGAGGCAAUCAAAAAACUUGGCUAUUCACAACAUGGAAGUUAUUUUGGUUAAGAUUCUUUGGUUAGGCUUUACUUGUAUUUUCUUUACAAAUAUCUAAUUUUCAAUGAAUAAUCGUCACUUGCUUUAAAUAUAUUUAUGAUCAGGUAAACUGUUGGGCUUCUGCCUGGCUAAAAGUUAGGCAUCUGGUAAAGAAACAAUUUGAGCUUUAAUGACCAUGUAGAAUAGCCAGUGAUCACUAGUGAAUUUUCAUAUUUAUGCUCUUUUGUUCUGUUUACAGAUUCUUAAAGAGAUAAAGCAUAUCAAAUAUCUUUCUUUAAGGGAACUAUUCCUGAAAAGAAUUUCAAAAGGAAAUAAAAGACACUGUUCCCAAUGUGACCCAAAACUUAGGAAAAUAUUACAAUAAUGAGCUAUAUUUGUGACAAUUAAAAAUAAUUUACUCUUUAA